This is a messenger RNA of Heterocephalus glaber (naked mole-rat), 407 nucleotides long. Its product is annotated as beta-defensin 1. Lineage: Eukaryota; Metazoa; Chordata; Mammalia; Rodentia; Bathyergidae. The record is from RefSeq and is a predicted model, not a curated record. Gene Ontology annotation, cellular component: extracellular region. Gene Ontology annotation, molecular function: chemoattractant activity; CCR6 chemokine receptor binding. Gene Ontology annotation, biological process: cell chemotaxis; defense response to bacterium.
UACAGGAAUCGCACCAAGGCUCAGAGCUUAUAAGGCUGUGCCAGCACCCUGUUCGGUGCAGGCUCACUGGGACGCCAAGCUGUCAGCCAUGAGGAUCCAUUAUCUCCUGUUUGCGCUGCUCUUCCUGUUCUUGAUGCCUGCUCCAGGUGAAGGAGGGCUCAUAAACACAGUGCAGAGAUACUUCUGCAGGGUGAGAGGCGGCCGCUGUGCUGCCCUCACCUGCCUUCCCCGGGAGACCCAGAUAGGCCACUGCUCUGUCAGGGGCCGGAAAUGCUGCCGAAGGAGAAAAUAGAAGAUCCAGAAACAUCAUGAACAUGGACAGUGGGGAGAUGCUUUCUUAACAUAUAUAAAGAUAAAAGUGAAUUAAAUAUUUUUUUCAAAAAAUUAAAAAUUUGAUUUAAAAAAUA